This is a messenger RNA of Conger conger (European conger), 2601 nucleotides long. Its product is annotated as bleomycin hydrolase-like. Gene Ontology annotation, molecular function: cysteine-type aminopeptidase activity. NCBI's taxonomy places the organism in Eukaryota, Metazoa, Chordata, Actinopteri, Anguilliformes, Congridae. The transcript is spliced from 12 exons. The coding region runs from base 149 to 1510 and encodes 453 amino acids. Gene Ontology annotation, cellular component: cytoplasm. The record is from RefSeq and is a predicted model, not a curated record. Gene Ontology annotation, biological process: response to toxic substance; L-homocysteine catabolic process; proteolysis.
AUAUGCAUUCCUAUUUCCUGUUUCCGGGACAAGGAUCGGACGGACUGAUUGAGCCGGCUACUGAGAUAUAAACUUAAAAUACAGACACUAUCCUAGAUCAGACCAGGCGACUUUUAUCUGUUGAAUAAGACCAAUCUUCUGUGGAGCAAUGGACACCGGCCUGAGUCAGGAGAAGAUUUCCUCCUUCGCAAAGCGUUUCCGGGAAGAGCCACGCUACCUGCUGGCCCAGAAUGUCUCCACCUGCAUUGACCCACUGGAGGUUUGCCUGCACAGGCAGACAGUACAAGACACAGUGCACAUCUUCCAGCACUCCAUCCCAACAGAGGGAAAGCCCGUCACCAACCAGAAGAACUCCGGAAGAUGUUGGAUCUUCUCUUGUCUCAAUGUGAUGCGUCUUCCCUUUAUGAAAAAGUUCAACAUUGAGGAGUUUGAGUUUAGCCAGUCUUACCUCUUCUUCUGGGACAAGGUGGAAAGGUGCUACUACUUCUUGCAGGCGUGUGUUGAGACAGCUCUGCGGAACGAGGCUGUGGACGGGCGGCUGGUCCAGUUCCUGCUGUCCAAUCCUACCAAUGACGGGGGCCAAUGGGACAUGCUGGUCAACCUCAUCGAAAAAUAUGGAGUCAUCCCAAAAAAGUGCUUCCCUGAGUCUCACAGUUCGGAAGCCUCUCGAAGAAUGAAUGACAUACUCAAUCACAAGCUGAGGGAAUACUGUGUCCGACUGAGGAAUAUGGUGGCCAGCGACUCCACGAAAGCAGAGCUGACCGAAGCCAUUGAUACCAUGAUCGAGGAGGUCUUUCGCGUGGCCAGUGUGUGCCUGGGCAGUCCCCCCGAGACCAUCUGCUGGGAGUACAGAGACAAGGACAAGAACUUCCACCGAAUGGGCCCCCUCACGCCCCUGGAGUUCUACAGGGAACAUGUGAAGCCCCUCUACAACAUCCAGGAAAAGGUCUGCCUGGUGAAUGACCCCAGGCUCCAGAACCCCUAUGGGAAGAUGUACACUGUGGAGUUCCUGGGGAACAUGGUGGGCGGCCGAAAAACGCUCUACAACAACCAGCCCAUACAGCUGCUGAAGCAGACCGCAGCCAACUCCAUCAAGGAGGGAGAGGCUGUGUGGUUCGGCUGUGACGUGGGGAAGCACUUUCACGGCAAACUGGGCAUCAAUGACAUGAACGUGUUUAACCACGAGCUGGUGUUUGGGGUCUCGGUGAAGAAUCUGUCCAAGGCAGAGAGGCUGAUAUAUGGGGAUUCUCUCAUGACCCACGCCAUGAUCCUCACUGCAGUUACAGACAAGGAUGGGAAAGAAGGGGAAUACGAGAAGUGGAGAGUGGAGAACUCCUGGGGAGACGACCGUGGGAACAAAGGUUAUCUGAUCAUGACUGAUGAUUGGUUCUCAGAAUAUGUAUACGAGGUUGUGGUGGACAAGAAGUUUGUCCCAGAGGAAGUCCUGGAAGUGAUGAAACAGGAGCCCGUUGUACUGCCUGCUUGGGACCCAAUGGGAGCCCUUGCGUAACCUCGGAAACAGAGGAUGCUGCCCUGCCGUGAUCUCAGCCCUGGUCUGUGUGACUCCGCCCCAUCUCUCUCUGGGUUUACCCUCAUGGACAAUGGACUGUUCUACACAAAGUAUUUUUUAAACUGGAAUUGGUCUCUACAACCCUCCUUUUGCAAUGUCAGUCUCUCCAUCUGUUGUUUCACGCAUUUCUUAAUUGCAGUUCUGUUACUCAUCCAACAAGACAUGUUUUUUAUUGUGUGCUGCUUGCCUGCCCCCCUGCCCACCCCCCACCCCCCCCCCCCAAAAAAAAGGAUGUGCGUCAGUGCGGUUGAUGUUCAGUCACAAGGUGGAUAUUUUCAUUACAACAGAACACACAAUCCUUUUUCCAUCCGCUACACUACACGUCUCCUUGCUUUGCUGGGAUCAACGAGAGACGGGCAGCACGUAGUGCCAAGUGUGGCGCGGGUGAUUUUGUCAUGCACAUAGGAUGAGAGUGACCAGACCGGGUCUCCCUGCUGUUAUUAUGCAGGCCAUUUAUUUGGCAGACCCACUUACCCAGAACGUCUCGCAAAUCCAUCAUGGUGAGACAUGUUGUACGCAGGAGCAGUCUCAAGCGAAAUAAUACAAGGUACAUCCUAGCCAGUGACCCCAGCUGAGUCUUAACUAAUAGCAAUGACGGGAUAUGGACCAUAUUAAUUCUCAAACAUACUUCUUAAUGAUGAAAACGCACAAGUGGCACGGAAAAACCUAGUCGCUGCCCUCCAGUGACGCCAGUUUCACGUACACUCGUACAUAAACCAAACCAAACUUUGUCCCAGUCUGUUAUUUCUAUAUGGUUUGCACAAAUGCUCCCUUUUCCCUCCUGGCACACCUCCCAGCUCUGUGAGCUGUCCUUCAUUGCCAUUCCUCUCAGUAAAGCCAAGUGGUCAAACUCGACAGUGGAGAGAGGUGUGUGCACGUGCACACAUAUGUAUGUGUCCUCAUGUUGAGUCAAGUCAGACAGCGGUAGGAGAUGCAGAAUGCAUAUUAAAGUGGCAUGUACAGACCUCUGCAACUAUUGUAUGUAGUUUUUGGAGAAAAAAAAAAAACGUAUAAAGCCCUUCAGUAAUUUC